This is a messenger RNA of Sphaeroforma arctica JP610, 205 nucleotides long. RefSeq lists its product as hypothetical. The annotation marks the transcript as partial. The transcript has a single exon. The record is from RefSeq and is a predicted model, not a curated record. NCBI's taxonomy places the organism in Eukaryota, Ichthyosporea, Ichthyophonida.
CUGUAACGCUGCCAAUUUAUCGGCCUUGAUGUGGUCGUGUUUGAAGCAUCGUACGGAUGACAGAGCAGCAGUCAACUGGGUUGGAUUCUACUUUAUGCGCAAUGGGGGUCUGGUGUUGGGGCCUUUUCAGGGUCUCAUAGCAUGCACUCGCAUCAAGAUUGGAAAGGGAGUCUGUGGCACCUCAGUGGCUGAGAAGAAGAGCAUG